This is a messenger RNA of Capsicum annuum, 545 nucleotides long. RefSeq lists its product as uncharacterized. The record is from RefSeq and is a predicted model, not a curated record. The transcript is spliced from 3 exons. The coding region runs from base 1 to 366 and encodes 121 amino acids. Lineage: Eukaryota; Viridiplantae; Streptophyta; Magnoliopsida; Solanales; Solanaceae.
AUGGAAAACUCAAACUUAGAAGAGGGAAAUAUAAGAGUUGAAGUUCCAUCAGAGGAAACUAACAUGGAUGAAACUGGACAGAUUGUUCCCUAUAUAGAUGUUGAAAAUUUGCAGCACCCAACAUCAUCGGAAGAUUGUGUAUCGAAUGAUCAAGUUGGUGAGAAAGAUUGUGAAAUGAAUCAAAUUGAAAACUACAAAAAUUACAUUCAAGCAUCAGCACUUGCAGCUUCAUCAACUGUAGCCAAAAUAAGCUCUGGGUGGAUUGGAUGUUUGUUUCUGCAGUUCUCUGGUAAGUCUAACAAUCACGUCCAUUCCAGUAACGAUCAUUCUAGGUACAACUUCUCUGGUAAGUCUAACAAGUGCUAAGGCCUUGAAUAUGUGUGUUCCUCGCCUCGGAGUAUCAGCAUAUCCACAGGAAAAGAGAAUACAUCUGCUGCUACAGGGAAAAGCAAAGUUGAUGGUACUUAAUCUCUUAAUAAUUUCAGAAAAAACUUAAAUCCACUGCCAGUGGACACUCUUUUUUACACUAGUAGUGGACCCCACCG